This is a messenger RNA of Carica papaya (papaya), 908 nucleotides long. The record is from RefSeq and is a predicted model, not a curated record. NCBI's taxonomy places the organism in Eukaryota, Viridiplantae, Streptophyta, Magnoliopsida, Brassicales, Caricaceae.
CUAUGUGGCAGAAGUUGGCCGGUGCAGCAAGGCUAGUUUGAGCUGGACCCACAGAAAGCUGGCGGGUAGAGCUGUGCAUGGUCUAGGCAGAUGCACAAGGGCUAAUGCGGCAGGGUAGGGCAGGUGCUCAGCAACUGGUGCACUAGGCAGACCAGGGAUCUGGAGAGGCUGUGUGUGGCUGUUUGCAGCUGAACAGAAGGUGGCUGCUGGAGCUGUGCAAAGCAGGUUGUGUGCGACUUUGGUGGCUGCUCAGGGGUGUGGCUGGAGGCUGGUUGUUGGAGCAAAACACGGGCUAGAGGCUCCAUUUGUAGUUGAGCUGCAAAGGGCAGCUGCUAUUUGGCAGCGCAGCUGGUGGUGGAUCGUGUUAUUGCUACUGUGGCUCUUGGCUAGCUAUUUUCCAGCUACCAUUGCUGGUGGUGAGAUUGGCAACGAAGGCUGAGGCUCCUGAGGUUGCUGAUACAUCAUGGUGAAUGCCACUAAAGGACUUUUGAUUUCCUGUGACAUACCAAUGGCUCAAUUCAUUAUCAAUUUGAAUGCUUCAAUGCCAGCGUCUCAGAAGUUCAUAAUACAUGUCUUGGACAGUACUCACAUAUUUGUGCAACCCCAUGUUGCUGAAAUGAUUCGCAGUGCCAUGGCUGAGUUCAGAGACCAGAAUUCCUACGAGAAGCCUUCUUGACACUAAAAUUUGAAGUUUUCCUUCCACAAAAGAAAUUUCCAUGUCAGACUGAAAAUAUUACUGCGUAAAACUAAGUACAUCUUUUCCCAUCUUGUUGGUCGUGAAACUGAAAGAUAUUUCCAGGGCUUGACUGAGCAAGAUCAAGACCUUGUCAAACUCUGCAAAAUAGAUUAUAAUUUAUUGCUCAUCCAUGCUAUUUGGAUGAGUUAAAGUCGAGUGCAUAUUUGCGCCA